AUGGCAAGGUCUAGUCUGGGCUGCACUCGUUCAUCCCGCCCCGACCGACGCGGUCAGCGCCGACCGACCUCUCCGGCACUACCGCCCUUCCCGGGAGACAGCGAGGAGCGCCUCUCCCGCAGGUACCCGUCCCCCGCCGCCGACGACUACCGACAGCGCAGAGACUGCGACCGCUGCCCGCAGCGAGAUUACGACCGGUACCCACAGCGAGACUAUAACUCUCCGCGCCCGGGCCCCAGCCGAUCCGUAGACGACGGUAACUCGGGCGACUACAACCGCUCCGGCGACCACAGGCGCUCGAAAAACUUAUACAACUCCGGCGACUGCUGGCGCUCAGGCGACUACAGCCGCUCCGGUGACUACUACCGCCGCGACUUCGAGGACUAUUUGAGCCCCGACGACACCGAGCCCGGUCGGUUCUCCGACCGAAACUGCCGCGCUCCGAGCACCGACCAGGAAAGGAGGCGACGGGCCGCGACCGCUGCCGACCGCUCAUCGAAACGUGAAGCUGCCCUCUCACCGAGUCGGCCCAGCCGCCGAGCAGAAGAGCAGCGCUCGCUCUCCCCGGUACCCUACUUUGGCUACUCGACCCUCGGAGGAGCCCCUCGCCAGGAACCGACCGACACCCGGAUUGGUGAUUCCUCGUCCGGACCGAAGCACUCUGCUGACGCCAUGCACCGCCGCUACAACCGACGGAUGGGUGGCAGCUACGCCGGCUACGCCAGUGAGAUGGCUUCCCGCUUCCGGCGCGAUAACGACCGCCGCCAGCAGCCUUCAGAGGCAGGUACGUACCGCCGCCAGCAGCCGUCCGAAGCAGGUGAGAAGGACAAGAACAGCGGCACAGGCUCUGUGCGUACCGCACACACAGUCAAGGACCGUCCAGAAAAUGCAGCAUGA
Messenger RNA from Amphibalanus amphitrite, 897 nucleotides. RefSeq lists its product as uncharacterized. The transcript is spliced from 5 exons. The record is from RefSeq and is a predicted model, not a curated record. Lineage: Eukaryota; Metazoa; Arthropoda; Thecostraca; Balanomorpha; Balanidae. The coding region runs from base 1 to 897 and encodes 298 amino acids.